Molecule: messenger RNA, 1964 nt
Organism: Pundamilia nyererei
Lineage: Eukaryota; Metazoa; Chordata; Actinopteri; Cichliformes; Cichlidae
Gene: slc2a12
Product: solute carrier family 2 member 12
Exons: 6
Coding region: 124-1860 (578 amino acids)
Biological process (GO): circulatory system development; D-glucose transmembrane transport
Cellular component (GO): membrane
Molecular function (GO): D-glucose transmembrane transporter activity
Source: RefSeq, a predicted model, not a curated record
GGGAACUCUGGAAGUGUGGACGGCGAAGCUGUGGACACGAGAACGAAUGGACCGACAGACUCGGGCGUAGGCCAACAGCAGAAAGAAAGCCUGUGGCGCCAGGUCUAUUGUUAGUGGCGGUUAAUGAUGGAGUCCAGCAGCGAAACCAAGAGGAUGACCUCUUACCUCCCAAGCAAACCCUCAGCUGAGAACCAAAAGCUGACCUCACCCAGAGAGCCAGGCUGCAGCUGGCUGGUGGUGGUUGCAGCCAUAGCGGCCUCUCUGAGCGGCCUGAUGUUGGGCUACGAAAUGGGGCUGACUUCUGGGGUCCUGCUGCAGCUGCGGGGCCUCCUCUCUCUCUCCUGCAGGGAACAGGAACUGCUGGUCAGCUCCCACCUGCUCGGUGCACUCCUCGUCUGCCUGGCCGGAGGAACAUUUUUAGAUCGCUACGGCCGACGCUGCUCUUUGCUCCUGAGUGCUGUUCUAGUAGUUGGCGGCACCGUUGUGCUCAUCGCUGUGGCUUCUUUUGUUGCACUGACACUUGGCCGUGUAAUUGUGGGCAUGGGAACAUCUCUUUCAGGGACAGCAGCUUGUUUGUACAUUGCAGAGAUCUCACCGAGGGAGAGGAGGGGUCUCCUGGUGACGCUGUACGAGUUGAUGUUGGUUGUUGGUGUAAUGCUGGGAUUCGGCUGUAGUUACGCCUUUGCUACCGUACCUCAUGGCUGGGUCUAUACAUUUGGACUAGUAAUUCCUCCAGCACUCCUGCAAAUAGGUGCGCUCAUAUUCCUCCCACCCAGUCCACGCUUCCUCGUUGCUCAGGGCAAAGUGGAGCGGGCGAAGAAAGUGUUGGCCAGAAUGAGAUGCGUAAGUAAGGAGCGUGUGGAAGUGGAGCUCAGGGAUAUCCAGGUUGGACUGAAAGAAGAAUCAGAGCAUAGCUUCUUGGAGCUUUUCAGUGCCAAAGCUAAUCUGCGUUCACGGCUCCUAAUAGGUGUGGCCUUAGUCUUCCUCCAGCAGGCUACUGGACAGCCCAACAUCCUUUCCUAUGCUUCGCCACUUCUCCGCAGCGUUGGCUUCAACAGUGAUGCUGCAGCAACCCUGGCCUCCACGGGGUUCGGAGUCGUAAAAGUAGUUGGUACCAUCCCUGCCGUGUUGCUGGUCGACCGAUUGGGACCCAAGAGCUUUUUGUGUGUGGGUGCUGUCGCUAUGGGAUUGUCGCUGGCUGCCCUUGGUACAUUGACUCUACAAAGUCACACUCACCUCACAAGCCUGUGCAAUAGCCAAAGCCCUCUAAACAACACGCAUAUGCCAUGGGAUUUAAACGAAACCUUCACAGACUUUGAGAAUAGUGGCACUUUGUCUACCCACCUGGAAAACCAGUGGAACACUGAACAGGUGCAGGGGCUCAAAACAGAGAAUGAUGCAGUGUGGGAAUCAGUAGGAAGAAGGACUCUUGUUGAAGUGUCUUCCUCACUGAAGUGGGCGUCAUUGAUCAGCCUGCUGGUGUAUGUGGCAGCCUUCUCAAUUAGUCUUGGACCAAUGGUGUACGUCGUUCUCAGUGAGAUCUUUCCGAUGGGAGUCAGAGGUAGAGCUGUGUCGGUGGUGUCAGCUGUAAACUGGGCCACAAAUCUGCUGAUCUCCAUGACCUUCCUCACCAUCACGGAAAACAUCGGUGUGCCCAAUGUUAUGUUCCUGUACUCCACCAUGAGCUUUGUUCUGCUGGUAUUCGUCGUCCUCUUUGUCCCUGACACCAAAGGUCGCACACUGGAGGAGAUCUCAAAAGAGCUAGCUAAGAAGAAGACUUUUAAGGUGAGAAUUUCCAGGCCGGUUCAGCCUCAAGAGAGCCUGAUCAGGGACAGCAAACCUACACAACAACUGUCCUGAGAGUCAAGAGCAACGAUCAAGACAAUAUACAAUCAAAAAUAUCCAUAUAUCUAGAAUAAUCCUUUAAUUGUCCCACAAGGGGAAAUUUGGUUGUAACAGCAGCC